Molecule: messenger RNA, 2955 nt
Organism: Penicillium verhagenii
Lineage: Eukaryota; Fungi; Ascomycota; Eurotiomycetes; Eurotiales; Aspergillaceae
Exons: 2
Coding region: 1-2955 (984 amino acids)
Cellular component (GO): intracellular anatomical structure
Molecular function (GO): ATP binding; RNA binding
Source: RefSeq, a predicted model, not a curated record
AUGACCGCAUUGAAGAUUCUUGUAUCAAAGCUGAAGAAAACCGACCACUGGAAAAUUUCUCGUCCAGCUGUUCAUGUUUCUGUGAAUGACGAACUAAUCUGGGUGUUGAAGGAGGCAAGAAAUGAUUUACUUCAAGCAGAACAAUUCUUCAACCAGGGCCCUCAGCACGCCGUUAAAUCGAAGCCGGAAAAUUCGGAAAAUCCAGGCAAUCCGAGGUGGGCAGAAAGCAGAUCCAAACAGCUAAGCCAUAGUUUGAACACACGACGUCAAUCGAAAGAUGCAAGCAUAGUUGAUAUUCGGCGUCAACAAGACGAAUUACCAGUGGCUCAGAUCAAACGCAAGGUCUUGGACCUCAUCGACCAACACACCUACAGCAUCAUUGCUGCCGAGACGGGAUCUGGGAAAUCUACCCAAAUCCCCCAAAUGAUCCUGGAUGAUGCAACCGACCAAGGGAUUGGGGGGCAAUGCCAGGUGAUUUGCGUCCAGCCGCGGCGAAUGGCCGCACAGCUUCUGGCGGCGCGAGUCUCUCAUGAAAGAGGAGAAGCCGUUGGUGAUACUGUUGGAUGCGUAACUCGAUAUGAUUAUCGGAAGCCUGCCAAAGCUGAGGGCAGUAUAACAUACUGUACUACCGGUAUCAUGUUGAGCAUCAUACAGAACAGGCCUGAGAUCCUCUCGUCGUUGACCCAUAUCAUGCUUGACGAAGUCCAUGUCCGUGACCUUGAAAUUGAUCUCAUCAUGCUUUUGUUAAAGCGCUAUGUUGAUCAAUGCCGAUUGAAUGGUGCUCGUGCACCCAAAAUCGUGAUCUUAAGCGCCACUAUAGAUCUUGACUUGUUUUCCUCAUAUUUCACCAACAUUGGGCUCAAUGGAGAAAGGAUUCCUGCACCGCAUAUCUCCAUCCCGGGGCGUCAAUACGAGGUCAAUAAGCAUCAUCUUGACGACGUACUUGAUGAUAUGGCAGCCACCUUUGAACCCGCUAUUCUGUCCCGGCUGCUACGUGACCCCGAGACAAAAGAGUUCCUUGAUAAACAUUAUACACGCUUUGGAGAUUCCAAAAACUCCAACACUGUGACUACAAACUCUGCCUUGAAGAAUGUUUCCAACUUGAACCGCGUUCCAGCUCGAAUCGAGGUGGAAGACAAGUUGAUACCUUAUGGCCUGACUGCUGCAUUGAUACUCCACCUUUUGACAACAACCACCUCAGGCGCUAUCCUAGUUUUCCUUCCAGGUCUGCUGCCUAUAAAGAAAUUGGAAGAGCGGAUUUUGGAGUUUACAGCUAUGAAUGAAUUUGAUAUCGACUUUUCAAAUCAAGAUCGGUUCAGGUUAUUGAAGUUGCAUGCGGCGCUGCCCCAUGAAAUGGCCAAGUUAUCACAGCCGUUUCCAGAAUCUUGUCGGAGGGUUUUCCUCUCCACGGAUGUGGCUGAGGCCUCCGUCACUAUCCCCGAUGUGAAGUACGUGAUCGAUUCUGGCAGGGUGAAUAACGUCGUUUACAAUCACACGGGGCGUUCUAGUCGACUGGGAUCCUUCUGGGCUAGCAAGUCUAGUAUCAUUCAGCGAGCUGGCCGAGCUGGUCGAGUUCAGAAUGGGGAGUACUUUUUCUUGGGAAAUAAAACGUCCUUUGAUGAACUUCGGAAAAUGAAGCCUCCGGCUAUUCAUCACACUUCUCUGGAUAGCGUAUGUUUGCGCAUGAAAAGCAUUGCCCCUGAUACUCCCAUCCUUGAUGUCCUGAAAGGGGCGAUUGAGCCUCCUGAGGCCGAUGCAGUUGCGCAGGCUAUCAAACACUUGGUCGAGAAACGGGCUUUGGAUAAGGAUGAAAAUAUAACCGACCUUGGUAUUCUUCUCAAUCACCUUCCCAUAGCCCCAUCAGCCGGCAAGCUAAUCAUCCUUGGUGCUAUUUUUCAAUGCCUGGAACCGAUGCUUAUCUUGGCAGCUUUGGAGGAGAAGAGCCUAUUUCGCCGACCACUUGAUCUUUCAGAUGGUGCGGUCAUUCGAGAGAAACGUCUUGAAUUCGCAGAGCAGAGUCACUCUGACAAUAUCAGUGCGAUCAAUGCGUUCAAGGCUAUCAGGGAUGCUGAACGAGCGAGCAGAGACAGCGCCCGCCAAUAUGCUGAAACCCAGCAUCUUGAUUACCGCUGCUAUGAAUCGGCUCGCGAGUUGGCUAAAGGGCCACUACUGGACUCUCUCAAGAGAAUGAGAAUCAUCGGCAAAUCCACUCCGAACGAUGAUUAUGGUCAAUUGGGCGGCAAAAUCCUCAAUGACAACUCGAACUGCAUUCCUCUCAUCAACGCACUUGUCCUCCACGCCCAAUUUCCCCAAGUUGUCGCCCCAAUAGCGUCCAAAAAAUCAAGCUACUUUAGCAAGAGUGAAGGGUUGAAUCUCCUGGCUUGGAUGAGCGCUGCUUCCAUCAAACCCACGCCUUUAAGCCAGGAUCUACUGACGUACCAGGUGAAGAUUUCUGGUAAUAGACCGGAUUUACCCCCUUUGCUGAGAGGAGCAUCUCUGGUCAGUCCCUUGACAAUGUGUCUCUUUGGAGGACGAAUGAUCUGGAAAGAUGGAAAGUUCCAGAUGGACUCUUGGUUGCCACUAGGGGUUAAAAUGAAAGAUCAAACAUACACCUCAAACGAUGCUGCACGAGCCAUCGUUGAGUUGCAUAAAGCUAUUGAUAAGACAUUGAAAACUGUAUAUGAGGCACUCGUUCAGCAGCUCUAUUCGACGGAAUUAUACGGUACCCACGAGCCGAUGAACGUGAAGCAGAUGGUAAGAUUGUGGGGUUUGCAAAAGAAAUUGCAGAAAGCUGUCCUGGCAACAUUAGAGCAAGAUCAUCACCGCUUUGCCGUUCCUGGCCAAGGAACCUGGGAUGAAAAUGGGCUUGAGUUGGAUGAAGAUGGAUUCAUUCAAGAAGACACCCUAGCCAGGGCAAACAAUAGCGAGUUUGACGGUGAGGCUAAUGUACAAUAA